Messenger RNA from Rhinolophus ferrumequinum (greater horseshoe bat), 4527 nucleotides. It is a transcript of the gene CCDC171, whose product is annotated as coiled-coil domain containing 171. The transcript has 26 exons. The record is from RefSeq and is a predicted model, not a curated record. The coding region runs from base 345 to 4349 and encodes 1334 amino acids. Lineage: Eukaryota; Metazoa; Chordata; Mammalia; Chiroptera; Rhinolophidae.
CCCGUCGAGUCUCCGGAAGUGGCCGUUGUAAACAACUUCUCCACGGGGUUUGCCCCCCUCAGUCCCCCUUUGCUAUUUGUUCACCCGCCCUGGGUCCUAGAGUCCGCCCAGUUCCAACAGUUUUUGCUCUGCCCCCGCCGUCCGCUUGGGCUUCUUUCUAGUACUUUCGAGGCUUGAAGCUGUCCCCUGGGGUCUUGGGUGUGCGGUCUGGACCACGGGAACCCCCUGAGACUUCAGUCCAUCUGACCUGUAAGCCUCAGACAUCUUGGAUAAUUUCAAUCAUCAGUAACAAAGUAUAUCUUUAAGAAACAGUGGAGUAUUUUGAAAGAGUUGGAAGACUUAUCAUGAGUUUAAACCCUUCAAGUAAUGCCACUGGUGAUACGCAAAGGUUGAAGAAUGCCUCAUCUGAUGUAAAACAAAUGCUUAAAAGUGAAACAGACUUGGAUAUUACUGCUGAUCUGAGAAAGAAACUCCAUCGGGCUAAGAAAGAAAAAUUAGAAAUAACAACUAAGCACAAUGCAGAGUUGGCAAGCUAUGAAAGCCAGAUUGCCAAGCUACGAUCUGAGGUUGAAAAAGGAGAAGCGUUGCGACAAAGUCUGGAAUAUGACCUGGCUGUUGCUAGAAAGGAAGCUGGUCUUGGAAGACGGGCUGCUGAAGAAAGGUUGGCCGAGGCACAAAGGAUCCAAGAGAAACUAUGUGCUCAGAAUACAGAACUUCAAGGAAGGGCAAAUGAGAUUGAGAAGGUGUAUCAGACUUCCCAGCAGAAAUGGAAAGAAGAAUGCAGAAGAUUUGAAUGUGACUUGGAGGAAAGAGAUAAUAUAAUUCAAAAUUGCAAUCGAGAAUAUGAUUUACUUAUGAAAGAAAAAAGCAGACUAGAGAAAACUCUACAGGAAGCGUUGGAAAAACAUCAGCAGGAGAAGAAUGAGAUGGAGUCUCAUAUCAGGGAGACAGCAUUGGAGGAGUUUAGAUUACAAGCAGAACAAUGGGAAGCAGAAAGAAGAGAGUUACAAUUUAUAGUACAGGAGCAAGAUAAUGCUGUACAAAAUAUGCACAAGAAAGUAGAAAAAUUAGAAGCUGAACACAUGGAGUGCUCUGACCUUUUACGGAGACAAACAAGUGAACUUGAAUUUAGCACUCAGCGAGAGGAAUGUCUUAGAAAAGAAUUUGAGGCAACUACUCUAAGAGUGAGGAAAUUAGAGGAAAAUAUUGAAGCAGAAAGAGCUGCACAUUUGGAAUCAAAAUUUAAUUCUGAAAUUAUUCAGUUACGGAUUCGAGACCUUGAAGGAGCUUUGCAGGUAGAAAAGGCCAGCCAAGCAGAAGCAGUUGCUGAUUUGGAAAUGAUCAAGAAUGAAUUUAAAGAAGUUGAAAGUGCAUAUGAGCGAGAGAAGCAUAAUGCCCAAGAGAGCUUUGCAAAGCUAAGUUUAUUAGAAAGAGAGUAUUUCUCCAAAAACAAGAAACUGAAUGAAGAGAUUGAGGAACAGAAGAAAGUAAUUAUAGACCUUUCGAAGAGACUCCAGUAUAAUGAAAAAAGUUGUAGUGAAUUACAGGAAGAACUCGUAAUGGCAAAGAAGCACCAGGCCUUUCUCGUAGAGACAUGUGAAAAUAACAUGAAAGAAUUGGAAUCGAUCUUGGACAGCUUUACUGUGUCGGGCCAGUGGACAUCAGGCAUCCACAAGGACAAAGAUAAACCUCCCAGCUUCUCUGUUGUCCUUGAGAUUUUGAGGCGUACCUUGACAGAUUACCAGAACAAGCUGGAAAAUGCAUCUAAUGAGCUAAACAAUGUGAAUGAUGCUAAGGAAAAGGCAUCUAAUGAGCUUGAUUCUACCAAACAGAAGAUAGAAUUUCACACUAAAAGUAUAAAGGACCUUCAGGACAAACUGGCUGAUGUCAGUAAAGAGUUAAGUCAUUUACGCACUAAGUGUGCCGAUAGAGAGGCUCUCAUAAGCACUUUAAAAGUGGAACUACAAAAUGUGCUGCACUGUUGGGAGAAAGAAAAGGCACGAGCAGUCCAAUCUGAAUGUGAACUGCAGAAACUUUCCCAGGCUUUCCAGAAGGAUACCGAGGAGAAACUAACUUUCCUUCAUACCUUGUAUCAGCACUUGGUAGCAGGCUGUGCGCUCAUAAAACAACCAGAAGGCAUACUGGAUAAAUUCUCUUGGUCUGAGCUUUGUGCCGUCUUGCAGGAGAAUGUUGAUGCCCUGAUCGCAGACCUCAACAGAGCUAAUGAGAAGAUAUGUCAUCUAGAGUACAUCUGUAAAAACAAGUCUGAUACGAUGAGAGAGCUUCAGCAGACCCAGGAAGACACCUUCAACAAAGUAGCAGAGCAGAUCAAAGCCCAAGAGAGCUGCUGGCAAAAACAAAAGAAGGAACUGGAGCUGCAGUACUCGGAGCUGCUUCUGGAGGUGCAGAAGAGGGCCCAGAAAUUUCAGGAAAUUGCUGAAAAAAAUAUGGAAAAAUUGAACCGUAUUGAGAAGUCACAUGAACAGUUGGUUUUUGAAAAUUCACGCAUCAAAAAUGUCUUAUCACAGACUCAAAAGGAGCAAACAUCCUUGCUGGCAGCUUGUGCAUUGAUGGCUGGUGCCUUAUAUCCUCUCUAUAGCCGAUCAUGUGCCUUAUCUACUCAGAGAGAUUUUCUCCAGGAGCAAGUUAACACCUUUGAGUUGUUCAAAUUGGAAGUAAGAACUCUAUCCCAGGCUUUGUCAACAGUAGAGGAAAAAAAGCAAGAGGAAGCCAAGAUGAAGAAAAAACCAUUCAAAGGAUGGAUACGUGUAUUCCGGAAAGGUGUUAUUGCAAUUUUGGCAGCAAACAGGCUCCGGGUUUUAGGCCAAUCGUGUGCCUCUCUUUUUACCUGGAUGGAAAGUUUCAAAGAAGGCAUAGGCAUAUUAGUGUGUACAGGAGACCCGAAAGACAAACAUAAAUUUCCAAAACAUCAAAAGGAGCAGUUACGUUGUUUGCAAGCGCUGAGUUGGCUCACCAGUUCUGACCUUCUUGCUGCAAUAAUCACUUCUAUGGCUGAGUUACAGGAAGUCAUUACUAAAACAGAUCCAAAUUCCAGAAUGUGUGGACACUUACUAAUAGGUGCGGCCAAGAAUUCUUUUGCAAAACUCAUGGAUAAAAUUAGGUUAGCAAUGGAGAGUUUACCUUUGCACAGUAGCAGCAGGAGUAUUACAUAUGUAGAAAAAGAUUCCCUGGUUCAGAGGCUGGCCCGUGGACUUCAUAAAGUAAACACAUUGGCCCUGAAAUACGGACUGCGUGGUCACGUGCCCAUUUUGAAAAGCACAGCAUCAUUACAGAAGCAAAUAUUUGGAUUUACACAGAGACUGCACGCAGCGGAAGUGGAGCGCCGCGCGCUGCGCUUAGAGGUCACCGAAUUCAAACGAACUGUCAAUGAAAUGAAAAAGGAGCUUGACAAAGCCCAGGGUCUCCAAAUGCAAUUAAAUGAAUUUAAGCACUCUAAAUUGAUCACCCAUGAGAAGUUUGAAAGUGCCUGUGAAGAACUGAAUAAUGCAUUACUUCGGGAACAGCAGGCACAAAUGCUAUUGAAUGAACAGGCGCAACAACUACAGGAGUUGAAUUAUAGACUUGAACUACAUUCCAGUGAGGAAGCUGACAAAAACCAAACUCUCGGAGAAGCUGUUAAGAGUCUCUCCGAGGCAAAGAUGGAGCUGAGAAGAAAAGAUCAAUCUCUGCGUCAGCUCAAUAGACAUCUUACCCAGCUGGAGCAGGACAAGCGUCGACUGGAGGAGAACAUCCAUGAUGCAGAGAGUGCUCUCCGCAUGGCAGCCAAAGACAAAGAGUGUGUUGCUAAUCAUAUGAAAACAGUAGAAAAUAUGCUUCAUAAGGUCAGAGAUCAGAUCUCGCUGUCACGGACUGCGGCAAGUAGGAAUGACUUCACCCUGCAGCUACCCAAACUGCACCUGGAGACCUUUGCAAUGGAGGGGCUCAAGGGCGGGCCAGAGGUUGUGGCGUGCCAGGCUAUGAUUAAAAGUUUCAUGGAUGUCUACCAGCUUGCAAGCACUAGAAUUGCUACAUUAGAGAAGGAAAUGACAUCUCAUCGAAGUCACAUUGCAACCUUGAAAUCAGAACUUCACACAGCUUGUUUACGUGAAAAUGAAAGUUUGCAAUCAACAGGAUCACGAGACCAUUCAAAUCUCUCAAUUCCUUCAAGAGCUGCUCUUCCUGCCGACACAAUUGGUGUUGGGGAUUUUUUGCCAUUGAAAGCUGAACUUGAUACAACGUACACUUUCUUAAAGGAGACAUAUAUAAAUUCUGCGCCCCUGACGUCAUCUGACUCCUCUCCAGUAACUAUGUCUGCUAAUGCCAAAAGACCAGCUCACAUUGGAUUAUGACUUUAUGAAUUAAAAAAAUGCAGGAAGAGUUAACAGUACAAUUAAAAUUGUUUUGAAGGGGCUUUUUCUUAUCAGUUGAAUUUUGUUUCGACACAAGUGGCAAUGGAUUUUUAAAAAUUGUGUGCUAUCUUGAUGUGUGCUGGUCUCUCUGUCUCCUUGAAUAAUGAAAUAACCAACU